This is a messenger RNA of Bemisia tabaci, 6446 nucleotides long. The record is from RefSeq and is a predicted model, not a curated record. NCBI's taxonomy places the organism in Eukaryota, Metazoa, Arthropoda, Insecta, Hemiptera, Aleyrodidae.
AGUCGCUGGCGAUUGUGUUCCUCUUUAAAAUUUUUCAAAUUUUUUUUGCACAUAUUCCCUAUUUUCUUGCCAAUAAUAAAUAAUUUAGCUUCUCCCAAUACUUUGUAACAAGACAAGCGUGAGGAUGGAGUACCUCUUACCCUCUGAGGUUGCGCGCCUAGUGUAUGGCUAUUUAGAAUGUGAAAAAUGUUUCGAAGCUGCCAAUGCAUUCCUAAAAACAUCUGAACACUUACGAGAAUGUUAUCAAAUUUCUUUACUCAAUCGGAAGUUUUCUACCAAUGUCAUGGGCUAUUCACUAUACAAGUGUCUAGAUCAAUUUUGUGCUAUACAUCGAUUAGUUCAGGAUCGAAUAGAAACCAUGCGAGUCAAUCAUAUCUCCAGCCGAGAAUUGGUCGAUCAGGUGGCUUAUCUAAUAGAUGUUGAGUGUAAAGGUCACAGCACAGUCAUGUUCAACAUAACAGUUCCAGUGCAGGAAGACAUAAAUAAAACCAUUAAUGAAACAGUUUCAAAUACAAGAAAAAGCCCACCGCCCAUACCGUUUAAUGAAACCGAUAGUAUGAGUUACUCCGUUUCUAUGGAAGGACUACCCUCCACACCAACCUGGUCUGUAACAAACACAACGUCAACACCUGGAACACAGUCCAUGCCACCUUCAUCCCCUAUUGUACAUUGUCUUUCACCAUCAGUACCUGAAACAACAAAUUUAGAAAGUUUACCUGGUAAUUGCAAGCCUCCAGAAGCCAAAAAACCAAGAGCCAAGAGAAAACAGGUGACAGGAGAGAAUACUGAGGAUAAAAACUCUUCCGGGAAUAAAACCGGUUCGAUCAGUGAUUCAAGUGCCAGAAUACCUGAAAUCAGGAUUGAUGGAAGGAAUCUCAAUCAGAAGCAAAAUGAGAAUGAAAAUUCAGGAGAACUGGAAUCUGUCAUCCAAUCAAUAGUCCAUCAAACUCAGAGUGAUCCUCUCUUUAAAAACUUUUUGGAUGAGUUCUUAAACGGUGAAAAAAACAUUGAUAAUGCUCCCACAAAACGUUCAGAAGCUGAGUCUGAAAAUCCUACCUCGGUUUCCAAGAAUCAAACAAAAGGAGUUGAAACUGACAAAGACUCAGAGACAAAUGUUGCAUCACGGACCAAUUCGAAAGAGAGCAAAGAUCCUCUAUGCAGCACUGAAGGUAAUCUCUCAUCAGUCAAUGAGUCCAAAAUUAAUUAUGUGGAAGAUAGAGAAUCAAACGAAACCAUAUCUGAAGAAAACGAUCAGCAACUAUUAGAAAUUAAUACUUCAGCUCCCACUAACACUGCUGCGGUAGAAUCAAACACAUCCCAUAAGAUCCAGCAAGCACAAUCAGUUAAGAAGCCAAGCAAACCAGCAAAAGUAGCGGAAAAGAUGCCAAGCCAUUUGGCUCCAACGAACCAUCAAACAUUUUCAGUCGUGAAAAUGGGAAAGGUUACCUCCUUAACCCAGAAAAAUCCCUCAAGUUCCAGUAUUGUCGUACUUGACGCCACUUCCACAGUGCCAACCUCAAUCCAAGCUGGCACCGGCACUGUGCCCCUUCCGCAUCGGAUGGUGACUUUACCCAACCAUCCAGCUACUUCCUUGAUAAAAGGAAUCCUCUCUCCCAGCUUAUUUGCAGACAGUACGCUGCCUUUGAACAGGAAAAAAAAUAUACCUCCAACUGUCCUAAUCACUGAAGAUCUGCUGAACCCUCCGAAGCACGGUAUCUAUACCAAAGAUGUGAAACCAUGUAUAAUGGUGACCAAUCAGCUGUAUUCGAACCUUGUCAAUAUUGCCCCCAAAAAUGCACCAAUGACGACCCCUGAAAAAGAAACUCCUAACACAGUGGCUCCAAAAAGACAAAAGGGAAACUCUCAAGGUAAAGUAUCCUCAAAAGGACGUGGAAAGAAACCAAGCUCAGCCGUUACACCAGAAGACGAAAGUAUGGAAGUCAACAGUGAAGUGCAGGAGGAUCCACCAGGAGACUUUGUUAAAUCUCAGAAGGCAAAAACCUUGAUCUCUACCUCCACAGCUGAUUCUGAUGCAACAUCAGAAAAAACAAUAGUCCCCAUCAACUCACCCACAAUAGUUGAUUCCAAUAGAGACUUCGCAGAAAUGCUAAUCGAACAUCUGUCAAGAAGUAACUCUACAGAUGGACAUGUGGAAUAUUUCAAUAAAUCCUCAUCCUCCGUUUUAGGAAUGAAUGGUAACCGCAGCGGGCAGUCGAGUCUUUCUGAAAGAAAUGAGCAGAAAGCAUCAGAUUCAGAAUGUUCCUCUGUGUCGCAUACACAAAGACUAAACUCUGUCGAGGUUGACCUACAGUCUCCUCCAAAUAGUUUCAAACUACCUUUACAAGACUCUGAAGCAGGAUCUUCUGAUUGCUCCGGAGAUAAGACUGCGCAGGAGGGAACUGGAAAAAGUGCAGACAACUCUAAAGAUUCCCAACUUUUUUCUAUUAACAAAGAUUCGAAAGAAAGCUCAAGUAAUUGUAGUGUAGUUGAUACUGAUGUUAAUUGCGACGUACCCUCCAGCAAGAAAGUCUUACACUGUAAAAGCUCAGUCGCUACUGUUGUAUCAAACAGUACCUGCUCAUCUGUAGAAGCACCGAAAGACAAUACAUGCCCUUCUUUACCCUCAGUGAACCCUUUAUCUUCUCACGACAAUAGUCUCUUUGCCUCUGAGUCAUCAUCAGUAGACCAAACAAACAGUUCAGACAUCCAGAAAUGUUCUCCUGCAAACACUUUCAAAAUAACCAGUAUUAACUUGUCGACAGACAAAAUCAAUUCUGAAUUCAAAAAGCUUAUCUCACCGGUCAUUCACAAUCGAACAAAAAAGCUGAGUUUGAGUACACCAAGAGACAAAAAAAGGCAUGUUCGUGCACUGGAUUUCUGCACUCCCACUAAUAGAGAUGGCCCUCCAAGGACAGCCCUUACCUGCCCAAAGCAAACAUUGACUGGUAACAACUCUGAGAGAGAUGAUCGCUUCAAAAAUGUAUGCAGAUCUCAACUUUUUGAGUCUCCCUCAAGUAUCUACCCUCUUAAAAGCAUAGGUGAGGAAACAUCUACAAUACCUGCAUCACAAGAAAAAGCUUGUGCUAUUUUUCAAACAGGUGGCUCUAAGUCCCAAGUAAAAACAACUGAGAGGAAGCUUUCAGCAAUAUUAGAAUCUUCACCGAAUGAUGCCAAGUCAGUCUGUAAGUCGAACCGUGUGAAAGUUGCUAACAAUUUAAUGCCAAGUACAGUAAAAUUGCAAGAAAUUGAUUCUAUCCACAAGCUGUUGAGACUACCUAAAUCUGAGCUGACCCAAUUUAAAAAUCAAAUCUUAUCAAGGAAGAUUAAUAAAAAAGAAAGUGAUUCAUGUCAGUCCCUCACACAAAGAGACCUUGAUUUUGAUGGCUCUGGUGAAUUGACCGAGUCAAAACCUUCUGCCAUUCCCCUUAUUGACCGCUGUAUCAUAACUCAGGGAAAAAUAGCAAAAAGAUUAGAUAGCAGGACAACAAUAAGUUCAGACGAUUGUUCCAGAAAUAGCACGGAAGUUUUUGAACAUGGACUCGGCCCACCAGUAUCAUCGCCUUCGAAAGCUUCCGAUCAUUUUGCUUUGAAUAGAGCAAAAAGUACUGAUUCUAGUCAUAAUUUAGGAUAUUGCGAGUCUGAGUCGCAUCUUUCAGGAGAUAAAUCUAUUCUCCACAAAGCUCUGGUAAAAUCGCAGUAUGCAGCCAAUGAACAGAAAUGUAUUGGUAAUCAAGUAACUUCACCUAUAAAUAAAAGAAAUAGGAAGAAAAGUAAUGAAAGCCCUCGGAAGGAUGAGUUUUGCUCAGCAAAAUUUGGAGCAAUACAAUCAGUAUACAAUCAGCUUUCUGAGUCAUCUCAAAGAGAGGAUGCUGGAAAUAUUGAUGAUUUUCCAAUAGAGAAAGAUUCAUCUAAUAAUUUCAAGGAUUAUGAUGCAAACGUUACAACCGGAAGCUCUUGUGAUGACAAUUUAUUCAUUGUCACAGCGGAAGAACAAGAAAUAGUUACUGCAGCUGAGGAAUCAAAAUUAAAACUAGAAUACAUAGUACCUGAUGACGUGGAGGAUCAUCUAUCUUUUGCUUUGCCAAAAACUAGUUGUAGAAUUGACGACUUAGUGGCCUGUAAUACUUUUAUCUCUCCCUUGAAGACAGAAACUACUCAUUAUAAUGGCGCAGCUAACCAAGUUACAUUCCAUGUGGUAUACGAUGAGUCCCAAGAACAAUCUACUCAAUUCAGUGCCAGUGAUUUGAAACAAAAAGAGGACUUUUUGAAAAAUGCUGUUUUCUUAUUAGAACUUGAGAAUGAUAGUGGUCCAACCGUCCAUAAAUUGACUGUUAGUGAGGAGAGAACGCUAAUGUACAUUCCAUCAAAAGUGGAGCAGGUUAAGCGAGAUGGUCAGCGUAAAAUAAUUAAGAAGAAUGUUUAUCAUCAGUCGAAGGGUAAUAAACCUAAAGUCACAACUUCUACGGAGUCAGUUCAAACAAUCUCCUCUCAGAGGUUGCUUCCAUCACCUCCUCACUCAAGAAGUUUAUAUUCUGUAAAGAAUAGAAGUAAAGAUAAUCCUAGGAGUAUGAGAGACAAUCUCUCUCCGCAGGAUCUUACCAUCAAAAGUGUUCAAAAAAAUUUUCAAACCUCAAAAACAUCUGAUCAUCAAUUAUACCUUGCAUCUCCUAAAAGUCCCAACGGUUACCAGUCUUUAACAAAGACACAUCAUAAUCUAAGUGAAAGGAACUUAUCAUCCUCCUCUAAGUCAUUAUCUGCAGCUAAUUUGAAACCUCCGAAACUUUUGAAAUCAUCUCAUUCGCCCAGCAAAUCAGCAGCAUCAGAAAAGAAGCAUAAACCUGAUUCCUUUAGCUUUGCCGCCCCCUGCAGUCUCAGAAGUUCCUUGAGCCCUCCACCUGUUAAAAAACGAAUGAUUUCAUCUCAUCAUAGAAAAGAAUGGUAUGAAGUUGCAGAUGGAACUAAAAUUCAUACGCCAAAAUAUUCUAAAAAACAUGAGAAAUUCUCUAAGGAAAAAGAGAAAAGCAAUCAUGAUCAUACCGCAGCCCAUUCAGAUAAAAGGAAACCUGAAAAACGUCAUGCAUCUCAAUCCAAAGAGAGUGUAAAAAAACGAAAAUCUAGAGACAAAGAUGAUCAGGCAUUAACGAAGAAAAGGUCAAAGCCUAGUUUACUCGAAAGUGAUCCCAUCAAACACAAUCAAAAUGUUCUUGGUGAAUUCCUUGAAAAAUACAAUUUGAAGGAUAUCAAUUUUGCCUCCUUAAGUAAAAAAAACAAGUAGAAAUUUAUUUUUUCAAAGAAGAUACCUAAAUUAAGACAGGAAUAUCAGUGACACCGUUUUUUGUUGACUACAUUUGUAUUAAUGCAUUCAAAUGAUCCCAGUGCCUUAAAGUUUAUGUAGUUUGCUUCGAAAUCCAAGUUGGGUUUACCUAGCUGUACUCUCUCCUAUGAAGCCUCUAUUGUAUCUCAUCAUCCAUUGUAAAUAUGAGGGUCGCUCACUGAGUAAGUUCAAUGAUCUUAUUUCUCCAAAACCACUAAGGAUAAAUAAAUGCAGCAUAAAGUGGGUAUGAGCUUACGCUCAGUUUUCCAAUGAGCUAAAAAAGUUAAAAAUCUGCUUACUAAUUUGCUGGAAGCGUCUGUCUUGCUGGACCACCUCCCUCUCUUUGCGGGUAUGUACCUAGUCGUAACAUGCACGGAGAUUAUCAAAACAAAAAUUACAAAUCGACGGUCUCGUGAAAGAUAAGUUGUGGAGAAUUCACCUUACUUUUUAAAGUAGUCUUUUCUUUUGUUUUAAUAUAUUCUGAUCAGCUUUCUAAUGACAGCUGAAUAGAGAUCCUUGUCUUGACUUUGAAGCCAGGAAAAUGAGCUUUUUUGACUUCAUCAUCAGUGGCAAACUUACCAGUGCUGAGACCAGAUUUCAAUUCUGGGAAAAGCUGAUGGAAAUCGCUUGGGGCUAAAUCUAGCGACUAUGGAGCAUGGGGUAACCCUCAUAAUCUCUUGCAACUGAUUCUGAAUGAUUGCAGAUUGUGGAAAACUGCUGGAAAAACCCAUUAAGAAAUCUUCAUUUUUAGGCCUUCCCCCAGGAGAGGUUGGUCCAAUAAAUUGGACCUCCCAACAAAGUAGUGGGCCGAUUUUCAACUUUUUUAGUUUGUUGGAUAGCUCUAUGAUAGUUGUAUGGCGGAUACUUACCCCUUGUUAUCGCAUCCAUUUAUCAUUGAUAGUUUUGGAGAAAUCAGAACGUGAAACUUACUUUUGUAGUGAUCUCGUAAAAUAGGUGACUGUGUGACAAUUAUUACUUAAUAUGAUGUAACUGUUCGAAGUUGUUAUAAUAUAGAUUUCAUUUGUUUGUUACAAGCCUUAUUUUUUUCAUAGUAUGUAAGCAUAUAUUUUACUUUUUCAAUUCUCAGGUUUUUAAUUACUGUUUUACAAUAAAAAUUAUUCAAAAAUACCAA